Molecule: messenger RNA, 4334 nt
Organism: Leucoraja erinaceus (little skate)
Lineage: Eukaryota; Metazoa; Chordata; Chondrichthyes; Rajiformes; Rajidae
Product: cadherin-related family member 3-like
Exons: 18
Coding region: 49-2715 (888 amino acids)
Biological process (GO): homophilic cell-cell adhesion
Cellular component (GO): plasma membrane; cell-cell junction
Molecular function (GO): calcium ion binding
Source: RefSeq, a predicted model, not a curated record
GGAGUGGGGCAAGGAAACCGAAGAUCUCUGUGAAAAUCCACGCGGGUGAUGGGGAGAACGUACAAACUCCGUACCCGUACAAAGUCCGGAUCGAACCCGGGACUCUGGUGCUGUAAGGCAGUAUCUCUACCGCUGCACGACCCUGCCGCCUGUCUAUAUACUUGUCCAUAUACUGUAGCUGCUUUGAAUCUUGACUUGUACCUCUCUUUCAUUCAUCCAGGUACACUGGGCACACCAACUAUCUCAGGUGUGAACCCACUGAACCUUGAGAUCAGGGAGGAUACGGCAGCGCAUCACCUGAUCACCACCAUCACCACUUCGGUGUCACCAGGGGAUCAUUUAGUCGGUGGCCCAAUCAUCAUUAACGCUGAUCCCGCGGAAUAUCCAUUUGAAAUCAUUCCAAAUGCAACAAAUACAUGGGACCUGGUGACAACAAACAAUCCAAAACUAGACUUUGAAAGUACAAGUCGAUUCACUCUUCAGCUGCUGGUGAGGGACCAGAAGGGUAGCUCAGCCUCUCAGACCAUCAUAGUGAAGGUUCUCGAUGUAAACGAGCCGCCCGUAUUUCUGGGAACGUUGGCCACUCAAGUUGCUGAAGUUUAUGUUUCGGAAGAUACACCUGUCAACACGAUAAUCUACAAAGUUUCGGCAAAAGAUCCAGACCAACAUGAUGCUUUGCAGUAUUCACUCACAGGCAGCAAUGACUUCCAGAUAGAUGUCACAGGCUCAAUAUCUGUAGGGAAGACACUAGAUUACGAAAGUGCAUCGAAGAGCUAUUCAGUGGAGGUGAAGGUGAACGAUUCGAGUGGUCUCUUCAUUAUUGGAACGGUGAAGAUAUUUGUCACUGACGUCAAUGACAACAGUCCAGUACUCUCUUGCACUUUCAAGAGUCUAACUAAUGGCAAAGAAACUGAACUGAAAGAAGAUUCCAACUCAGGGACGACAGCGAUUAUAGACUUGGAUGAAGAGCUUGCAGUAGGGACAACUAUUGCCACCUGCACAGCUACAGACGCUGAUGUGAAGAGCAAAAUCACCUUCCAGCUUGACCCUGCAAACACUUAUUUCACCAUUGAUAGAGAUACAGGGACUGUGAUUAUUUUCACACAAGUGGAUCGGGAUCAGAACGGGUUUCAGGCAGUUCAGACAUUCUCCGCUGAAGCCUGUGAUCAAGGCCUGAAGUGUGCGAAAAUUCCAGUCAGAACAAACAUCCUUCCAAUUAAUGACAAUGUUCCAUCGUGCGACCCGAUUGUGUACAGAGUUUCAUUUCCUGAAGCGGUCCUUCGGGAGACGGUGGUUGCAACGUUAAUCUGUUCCGACUCUGACGUUCCAACAGACACGUUGUCAUAUGUUCCCAUUAGUGGGCCCCUUGGCCCUGGAAGUACCUUUGUGCAAAAACCCGGGGCUGCUAAUGUUAUACAGGUUGGGACCAAAGACUUGGAUUAUGAAGAUGUUGCCAGCGCUGCUGUGGGUUACACAUACACAAUGUUGAUAGCAGUGUCCGAUUCCAACACUUCCACUCACACCACAACAGCCACAGUGAUUGUGGAGAUCUCUCCCGUAAAUGACUUCAGUCCGGUCUUUGAGAUGAAUCCCUAUCGUUUCGAUGUCUUUGAAACGGAACCAACGAAACACAAGGUUGGGAGAGUCGUCGCCACAGAUAAUGACUUUCCACUGAAUGCCGUGACUUACAAAAUAAUCUCCGGGGACAUGCAGGUCAUCAGACGCUUCUGGAUUGACCCGAAAGAAGGAAUCCUAGAGCUAAUAACACAAUUAGACUAUGAAUCUGCCAAAGAGUACACCCUCACCAUCGAGGCAGUGGAUAGCGAUCCAACUCAGCCCAAAACUGCAGUUACCCAGGUCAUCAUCAAUAUAAUAGAGGAAAACGAUGAGAAACCUGUUUGUCUUCCACGUACAUACGAAGCAACAAUUCUUGAUACUAUUGCCGUUGGAACUAACAUCAAUAGCUUCCGACUGAGCUGUCAAGAUAGAGAUUCCAGCUACAAUGAAUCACGGUUUCAGAUCAUAUCCGGAAAUGUGAACAACCAUUUUGGUUUUGACCCUGUCCGAGGAUCUAACACCCCUAAACUGAUCGUCACGGCUCCUUUUGACUUUGUGGGACAAGCAGACAUUCAACACCGGUACCACCUCAUCGUCAAUAUUAUCGAUGACAAUAUUAAUAAAGUCAAACCAAGGACAGGAACAGUGCUAAUUGACAUUACUGUGGUUGAGACCAGAACAACAGCGCCUACAACAACAUCCUAUUACAAAAGAAAAGGACUGAUUAUAGUUGAGAAUGCGGUGAAUAGUUACAAUGGGACAGACUGGUAUGUUCCAUUCAUCAUCACACUGCUGGUGAUCAUGCUGGCUAUCCUCUUGGCCUUGGUGCUCUAUCUUAUCCUGACCCGCACUAAGUGCAUCCAAUGUUGCCGAAAAGCAUGCGCCAAAAAGCCCAAGCCUCCUCCACCACCACCCCCAAAGAGAGUGAAGAUUUACGCGCCAGAACCUAAAAGAAAGGUGGAAGUGGUGACGGAAGUGACUAAGUACGACGCUGUUUUCGAUGGGCAAGCUGUUGAUCCAGUGACCGGGAGGUUGUACAAGUUCAACACCGCGACGGGGGCCAGGAAAUGGAAGGAAGACAAAGGACCAGAGGCGAUAAAAGACAACACAGCACCGGCGGAGAUUGUCCAGCCUGUAAAACCCCCUUCGCCAAAGUAAAGAGAAAUGAUUACACAGAGUGACAAGGGGCGUUACAAAUCAGUGUGUUUCUUUGUACUGAAUCAACAUUUGAAUGCUUGUUUGAGAGUUUGGUGAACAAUUUGCCAUCAGAAUGUAGAGCAUAGAACAAUACAGCACAGGCAGGCACAACAUGCUGGAGUAACUCAGCAGGACGGGCAGCAUCUCCAGAGAAAAGGGAUAGGUGACGUUUCAGGUAGAGACCCUUCUUCAGACAAAUGAGUCUGCAGAGGUGACUCACCCUGCAACAUCAUCUAUCCCUUUUUUCCAGAGGUGUUGCCUGCCCCGCUGAGUUACUUUGUGUCUAUCUUGGGUGCAAACCAGCAACUGCAGUUCCUUCCUAGCAUGAGAACAGGCCCUUCAGCCGACAAUGACUGUGCUGAACAGGACUGAGCCGAGAUCAUUUCUUAUCUGCCUACACACAAUCCAUAUCCCUCCAUCCCCUGCAUAUCCAGGUGCCCGUCCAAAAGCCUCUAAAACGCCACUAUCGGAUCUGCCUCCACCACCUCCCCCAGCAGCGCGUUCCAGGCACCCACCACCCUGCCCCACACACCUCCUUCAAGCUUUGCUCCUCUCACCUUAAAGGUACGCCCUCUAGCAUGUUUCAGAAAGAACUGCAGAUGCUGGAAAAAUCGAAGGUAGGCAACAAUGCUGGAUGGAGGAACUCAGCGGGUGAGGCAGCAUCUAUGGAGGUGUGAUUUUUUUCAUCCUGAUGAAAAAGGUUCUGACUGUCCACCUUAUCUAUUCCUCUCAUAAUUUAAUACUGUAAUUUUCAAAGGCAACAAACAUUCAGAAUGUGCUAGAAUUUUAUAUUUUUUAAUUAAAAAUGUUUGGAUUUUGAAAUGUGAUUAAAAUCACUGAUUUGUGUCUAAUAUGCAACCAAAAUAUACAGAGAUUAUAUAAAAUGUUAACAUUCAAUCUUUAAAUAUAUUAUAAAACCACAAUUUUGCUGUAAUGUCGACGGCUGCUUUGCAAUUAAUCAAAAAUUUAAUAUUUAAAGUGUUUCACAGGGCAAUGGAGAUAAUGAUAGCUUUAAUGAAUAAAUAAUAAAGCAAUUUUCUUGUCACUCCUUAAUUUAACCAAAUUAGUGGGCCAUUUAUACAAUCCAUGCUAUCGUUCCAUCAAGUCAUAACCUGUAGAGUCAUCGUCUUAGAGUCAUUCAGCAAGGAAACAGGCCCUUCGGCCCAACUUGUCCAUGCCAACCAAGAUGCUCCUUGACUGAGGUGAUAACAAACUUUUUCUCCCAGAGAGUUGUGAAUUUGUGGAAUUCCCUGCCACAGAGGGCAGUGGAGGCCAAGUCACUGGAUGGAUUUAACCAUAUAACCAUAUAACCAUAUAACAAUUACAGCACGGAAACAGGCCAUCUCGGCCCUACAAGUCCAUGCCGAACAAAUUUUUUUUCCCCUUAGUCCCACCUGCCUGCACUCAUACCAUAACCCUCCAUUCCCUUCUCAUCCAUAUGCCUAUCCAAUUUAUUUUUAAAUGAUACCAAUGAACCUGCCUCCACCACUUCCACUGGGAGCUCAAUCCACACCGCCACCACUCUCUGCGUAAAGAAGUUCCCCCUCAUAUUACCCCUAAACUUCUGUCCCAUAAUUCUG